This is a messenger RNA of Pichia membranifaciens NRRL Y-2026, 7668 nucleotides long. RefSeq lists its product as hypothetical. NCBI's taxonomy places the organism in Eukaryota, Fungi, Ascomycota, Pichiomycetes, Pichiales, Pichiaceae. The record is from RefSeq and is a predicted model, not a curated record. The transcript has a single exon. Bases 1 to 7668 code for a protein of 2555 amino acids. Gene Ontology annotation, cellular component: 90S preribosome; small-subunit processome; nucleolus.
AUGGUGAAGAAAAUACAGAAAACUGCAUCUUCAAGAAAGUUUGCGUACAAGUCUUUCAGGGAUCAUGUUGACUCCAUCAAGAUUGAUCCAUUGAAAGACAUCAAGAGAAAGGCAUUCCAUGAUGCUGAAAUAUCACACUUCUUGUCAACAUUAGAACACUGGAGAGAGGUCAACUUGUCGAAAAACUUUCAAGAACUGGUAGAGGUUGUAGAACCAAUCUCUAUGACCUUACCCCAAUUGUUAUACCAUAAAGAUAAAAUUUUCAUUGCUCUAGAUAAGGCUUUAUGCUGUAAUGAUCCAUUGUCUUUACAACCAAGUUUAGAAUUACUUUCUCAGUUCUACCAUGACCUCGGACCAGAUGCUAUGGAGUAUUACAGGCGUACAUUAGAUAUCAUCAGAGAAAUAGCCUUGAACCAACAGGAUCCACAAUCGUUAGAGUUCAUCUUCAACACUCUUGCUUACAUCUUCAAAUAUCUUUCCAAGAUAUUAUCAUCUGAUUUGACUAUCACAUUCAUACCUUUAUUACCAUUAUUAACGGUCAAGCAUAAAGAUUAUGUUACAAGAUUCACUUCCGAGGCAAUUUCUUUUUUGAUAAGAAAAGCCAAGAUCUCGAACUUACAAUCAUUUUUGGAUCAUUUAUUCACAUCCACAGCCUUAACUGAGGACAAUUCUGAAAGCUAUCAUCUUGGUUUGACUGUUAUAUUUGCUGAGGCCUUCAAGAGUGCUUCAGGGGUACUACAUUCUAAGACGGGACUCAUAUUGCCUUUGCUUACAAAAGCGUGUCUGCGAAGUCCAAAGUCUACUUCUGUUUUGUCUGACAUCAUCAUGGAGCUUUUAGACUACACCGAAACAAAAGAAAACUCAAACCUAUUGUACACUACUUUGGUCAGUACCUUGAAGAAAGACUUGGCGUCGCACGAGACUCUUGAUUACAAGUAUCUUACUUCCAUUACUCAGAUUUUGCUAACUUUAUCAUUUAGUGAGUCGGGUAGACGGGUACCUGAUUGGAACAUUCUACUACAAUUCGUCGACAUAUUAUAUGAUUCUUCACUAUCAGUUGGCGAUAGCGAAGAUAUCAUGGAAGUGGAUACUAAAAAUAGCUCUGAAGAAGAGGUUCGGGACUUGAAGUUGGACUUUCUCAAUUCAAUGGCUUCUUGGUGUUCAGUCAUAAUAAGAAAUUCUGAGAUGAAUGUCCUACUCAAGUAUCAUGUAAAUAUCAUUCGAGUGAUGUCUAAGCUAGAUGACGGUUCUAUUUUCCUUCCAUUCAUUAAUACAGCGAUAGAGUUGAAUGAGGAAAGAACUGUGCAGUUUACGAAAAAUUCCAUCACCUCAUUCAUUGGUCACCACUGGCAAGAAAAUUAUAAGGAAAUUGCAUUUUUUAUGGAAAGAAUUGGGGAAAAAGGUCUGAUCAACUCGGAUUCAGGAUUCAAUGUCAUCAUCUCGUCUGACUUCAAAACGUUCAUUUUAGAUUCGUUCAAGAAUAUUCAAUCCAUCGAGCAUAAAAACGCUCUAAUAAAUAAUUAUUGGAGAUUAUUAAUUUUGAAACACUCUACCAUCACGUUCGAUCCAUCAAUGCUAAUUAAAUUUCUUUCUUUGCUUCAAAAUAGCAAUUUAGUUUCAGACUUUUUUAUCCUAGAUAUUUUUGGAGCCACCAUUGGUGCCUUAACGAAUCAGAAAUUGUCAGAUGGUCAAACUUUGCAAAUUUUGAAUUUGGCCUUCAACGAUUUUGAUAAUUUGAUAGACAGUACGCUUUUUCUCUCCAACUUUGAAAAGUUCGUCUCUUCAAUCAAAAACACGAAUACUGAAUCAAUUGAAUUUAUCAUAGAAAAUAAAGAGAGUCUCUUGUUAUCUCUAUCCAACAUUCUUAAAUCUCCAUCGCAUGAUUCAAGAGAGACUGCGCUAAAUUUAAUUAUCUCAAUAUUCACAAAGUCUGGCGACGAAAUUCCAGAUGCAAUCUUGAAAUGCCGUACAAUAGAGCAGAUUCCUUUGUCUUUUAACCAUGCUAGAGAUGUUCCUCUAAGGUUCAAAAAUCUAGCUCAAAACUAUUCAGCUGAGUCUGCAAUAACUAACAAUAUUGUUUGCAAUUUCCUCUUUGGUCAACUGAGUAACAAGUUUUCUCCUUCAUGGCAGGGUGUCCAGGAAUUUUUGGUGAAGGUGAUUAACCAAGUUUCAGAUCUCAUUUGGAAGUUAGCUCUUGAUUUCAUCUCGAUGAAUUAUAGGGUUUUGCAGGAAAAGCCAUAUCUAGAAUAUGAUUUUGGCAACUUUAAUAUUAAGAGUGACAUCUCGGAAUGGUUACCUCAAGACUCCAGGUUGUACACUAUUUUGAAUAAGUUUGAAGAAGAAACGUUUCAUAAAUACGAAAAUGUUGAUUACUCUUUAAUUGAAUUCUCUGAAUCAAAAAGGAAAUCAACUUUACAUACAGACUUUAUAAGAUAUCAAGUUAUCAAACUACUUAUCAAGAUCCCACAAGUUGCAGAGAAAAACUUUAUUGAUCUACUUCCAUUUGUGCUCAAUGAAGACGCUGAUGAUGUCGGUGAUGCUCAAUCUGGUUCUUUGUUGGAAGGUUGGAAAAUGGCUGACAGAAACGGGUUAAUUGAAUUAAUGACGCAGUUCAGCCGACUAAAAUCGGUUCCUUCUGCAGAUAAAAUCAAAGAGUUCUUACUUGUUGUUUUGAUGGAUAGGCAGACAGAAUUACAGAUACUGGCUUUGAAUUGUUUAUUGAAUUUCAAGGAUCCUGUCUACUUGAAAUACCAAAAUCAUUUGAAGAAUUUGUUAGAUGACACAUUAUUCAGAGAUGAGAUUGUAAUAUUUUUACAGGACAGUGAUAAGAAUACAAUUGAAGCUAAUGACAUUCCUGUUUUGUUGCCUUUGGUGUUAAGGAUAAUAUUUGGUAGAGCCCAAACCCAAAAAACAAAUAGUACGAAAGUUGGAAGAAAAAUGGCUGCCAUAAAGUCAUUGAACAACUUGAGUGAUACCUAUGUGACCCAAUUUUUGCAAUUGACUUUUGGCAAAUUUGAUCUAACAUCAUUUCAAGAAACUGGUACUGUAGAGAAAGGUGAAAUCAGCAAAAAGCUUUUGAAAAAUAUCAAUGGUUUUAUAAACAUGAAUAUCGAAGUCAGCGAAACAUUAGGAAAAUUACACAGUAAAUGCCUAAGUGUUCUUGUUGAGCCCUUACUUUAUGCACUAUCAGCAGUUGAGACAGCAAUAAUUGAUGCUCAGCAGAUUGAUGAUAAUGGUAUUGAAAAAGCAGCACGUCAUGGUAGAAAGUCUGGUUUCAAGCUAUUCUAUUUACUAACUCAAUUUUUGGGUGAUCAAUUUAAUUGGUUGCCAUACGGUGAAAUAGUUUACAAGAACUUGGUCCAAUCUAAGAUGGAAAAGUUCGGAGAAGAGAAUUUGAGUAGUGCCUCGUCUUUGAUGAAACUCAUGACCAAGCUUUGGUGUACACCUGAAAGACUAUUCUUUUUAUGUAUGGAUGAUUAUGCUCCUAUCAAGGCUUUGCUUUCUAUUCUACCAAAUCCAAAUGCAAAGGACUCCGUGCUGGUGCUUAUAUUACAACUCAUACAGUCAUUACUCAACUUGCCAACAAAAGAAGAAAGCGUUGUGGAGCUUUUAACAAUUGUUAUCUCAGAGUGCUUGGAUUCUUUGAUUUUGAUAUUCGAACACAGUUCAAGUAGUGAAGUCAAUUCCUUAGCUGUUCAGGUUUUGUUGUCAUUCGUAUCAAAUGACUAUGUUACCGAUAACGAUAAUAGAAAAACCUUGAUAUCUUCUUUGACUGCUGCUUUGGAAAAACCUUCUUCCCAGAUUGAGACCUCUGUCAAGGUUGAUAUCGUUAGAAUGAUUGCAACACUUGUCGAAGACUUUGAUUGCUCCUAUGAAGAAAUACUUCCAAUAUACUCCAAUAUUGCCAAACUCUACAGUACUUGUCAACAGUCAGACAUGAGAAAUGUUGUAUCAACAGUAUUUUACGGUGUUAGCAAUAGGUUUGAGGAGCUGGAAAACAUUUGCCAGCUUAUAAUUGAUUUGAAUGCUUUUGACUCGAAAAGAUUUAGAGAACCUGAUUAUGAUAGAAGGCUUCAAGCGUUCAGUAAAAUUAAUGAAGAAGAGUACAAUAAAUUGACAACUAUUGAGUGGAUUCCUAUCCUCUACACUUGUAUGUUUUUCAUCAAUGAUGAAAAUGAUCAAUCAUUGAGGUCCUCGGCUACUUACACAUUCAUAAGAUACAUUGAUGGAUUUUCCGAAAAAUCAGAACUUGAUGCCACCCCGUUUGUAGAUCAGAUGAAGAAAUUGAUCAUUCCAACAUUGCGCUCUGGAUUAAAGAGGAAAAAUGAACUUGUUAGAUCAGAGUACGUUCGUGUCCUGGAUCAUCUAGUUGGAAAUGUUAAAUACUAUCACGAGUUUGAUGACAUGAAAAUUCUUUUGAAAUAUGACGAGGAAGAUGAAGAAUCCGAUUUUUUUGAAGACAUCAUUCAUUUGCAAACUUAUAGAAGACAAAGAUCACUUAGAGCUCUUUCCAAAUUGGCUUCUCAGCUCAAAACUGAUAGUAUUGCGCACUACAUUCUUCCAAUUGUAGAACACUAUGCUUUCUGGACUGAAGAAAAAUAUAGAAAUGUUGCCAAUGAUACCAUGUCCGCUGUCAAGAAGUUGGCUCAGCACGUUUCAUGGAGGCAGUUUACAGCAAUUUUAACGAGAUAUAUCAGCAUUAUGAAUACUGCAAAGGCAAAGGAGCAAACUGAAAAAUUAAGGGAUUCUAUCUUGUUGAUUGUUGCUAUGUCUUCUGCCAUGAGAGAAUGGUCCAUUGGAACUAGUAGCAAACCUCUAGAUUACCCAAAGAUGGAGAAGAUAGACUCUUUUGUUACAUCAGAAAUAAUUCCUAAACUUCAAAAGAUAAUAUCUGUUAGAAACGAAGAAACAGUUGUUUUGAGAGUUCCUUUAUCUGAAGCGUUGAUCUCUUUAAUCAUGUGUUGUUCUCAACAAAAAAUUGAUUCUGAACUAGCUGGAUUAUUGACUGGUAUCUGUCAAAUAUUGAGAGCAAGGUCUGAAAAUUUGAGAGACUCUGUAAGAAAACAUUUAGGGAGAAUUGCAGUUUUCUUAGGACCACACUACCUUAAGUUUAUAAUUAAAGAAUUGAAGGGAGCACUAACAAGGGGUCCUCAAAUUCAUAUUUUGAGUUUCACCAUUCAUCAUUUGAUCACUCUCAUGAGCCCUUAUUUAGAGCAUGGCUCUUUAGGCGAUUCUGUCGGCAUGAUUAUGGAAUGUAUUAUGAAUGACAUUUUUGGAGAAGCUUCAGAGGAGAAAGAAGCUACGGGAUACAGCAACAAAACUAAAGAAAUCAAGCAUAACAAAAGUUAUGAUACUGGUGAGCUUAUUGCUACCAAUAUCUUUUUGAAAGAUUUUAAUCAUCUUUUGACUCCAGUGAGAUACUUACUGAACGAAAGGUUAUCCUUCAAAUCUCAAUCCAAACUGGAGCAACUCAUGAAGAGAUUCUCACAGGGUUUGAAUAAAAAUGAGGAGUCAUCUUCUACAGACAUACUCGUUUUGUGCAACGAAAUUUACAAUCAAGCUAAUGAUAUUGUAAAGUCUAGGAAAAAUCAAAAGCAAAAGGUUGUUGAUGAAAAAACUGAAAGAUUCUUAGUCCAACUUGAUCGGAGGGUACAAAAAACACAAAUGGAAUACUCCCUUUAUGUUACGACACUACAGCAAUUUGCAUUUGAUUUAUUGAAGACUGCAAUUUCCAAAAACGACAAUUUGUUCAAAGCCAGUUAUCUUUCUCCAUUUGUGCCAAUUUUGAGGUCUAGUCUUUCGUCGGAGGAUGAAGGAGUUGUUAUUUCAUCUUUGAAAGUGUUAAAUAUGCUGGUGAGAUUGGAGUUCACUUCAGAAGUCAACUCCGAGAUUAUUGGGGCCGCCAGUGAUGUAUUGAAGAUUUUACAAGACAUGCCAAACACGAACAACGAUUUAUCACAGAAUUGUUUGAGAUUUUUAAGUAAUGUUAUUCGUUUUAAGGAUGAUCUUGAAUUGAAGGACUCAGCUAUAAGCUACAUUUUGAAAAAGAUUGAGCCAGAUCUAGACUCACCAGAGAGACAAGGUACUGCGUUUGGUUUUAUCAAAAGUUUGAUGUUCAAAAAUAUCAUGAUCCCUGAAAUUUACGAUUGCAUGGACAUUGUUUCCAAGCUAAUGGUCACGAGUACAACGGCAGAAAUCAGACAAGCCGCCAGAAGUGCAUUCUACAACUUUUUGAUGGAGUAUGAUCAAAGUAGAGGUAGAUUGGAAAAGCAGUUCAAAUUAGUUAUCAACAAUUUGAAAUAUCCUGCUCAUUCUGGUCGGUUAUCUGUUUUGGAAUUCAUUCUAACGAUCGUCAGAAAGUCAUCCAAGGACUUGUUGUCGAGAUUGACUACUUCACUUUUCAUAGCCCUCGCUAAUGUGUCGGUCACUGACGACAAUCCUCGUUGUAGGGAGAGUGCCACUGAGAUUUUAGGUUUAAUGUUCCAAAGGUUAGUUGAUUCCUCCAUGAAUAUGGAUUUUGUUGAGAAGUACACCAGUGCGUGGUUGAGCCAGGAUAAGAAGGCUUUGUUGGUAAGAUGUGCUCUGAACGUUUACAAGGUUUACAUUAGCUCUGUUGGGAUUGCCAAAAGUUCCACGUUAGAUGAACUUGCUUUGAAUCGUAUCAAGAAAACACUAAAGCUCUCUAGAAGAGCCGAUGAUGAUGAUGAUGAUGACAAUGAUGAAGGAGACAAUUUUGUUUCCAACGAUGAAGCUGAAUGGCAAAUGGUGUACUCCUGUUUGAGCGUGUUUGAAACACUAUCUGGCAAAACCAAUGUGUUUGAGAGAAAGUAUAAUGAGAUCUGGAUUGACGUUAUUGGCACGAUGUUGUAUCCUCAUUCAUGGAUUAGGUUAGUAUCAUCUAGGCUCAUAUUCAAACUACUGAAAGAGAUUGUUGACAACGAGUCGAAGAGCAUCGAACUAGAAAUCGACGACGCUUCUAUCCAAACAGUCGCCUACAGGACAUUCCGUCAAUUAGGUGCUCCACGGAUUUCAGAGAAGCUAGCAUCACAAAGUAUAGCAAACCUUGUUUAUGUUUCCAAAAAGUGGGACGUGGAGAACACGAAAUUUAUAUCCUUCAACAAGCAGGAUGAUGGUGACGAAUCGGAAGAAGAAGGUAGACGUACUAAGAAACAGUUUGUGGAUGCGUUCGAUUGGGCACUAAACAGAUGUGCAUCCAUCUUGAGAAAUGAUUCAAGAGAUAUCAAUGAUAUGCUGGUUACUAAAGGUGCGAUUAUAUCAUACUGUGAGUUUUUGACAUCAUUUUUGAGCGUUGAAAAGCUAAAGGAAGCACUUUCUGAGACACUCUUGAUUCCAUUACUUCAUAUUUCGGAAUUAGAGAUAGCCGAAAAUGAAGACCAAGAAAAGGCCUUGCCGGCUCUAGCGGCAGCUUGUUUGUCCAAGUUAUCGAAAAAAGUUGGUAUCUCAGAUUACAAUGUUCUUUUGAGUAAUGCAAUGAAGGCUAUUCAACAAAGAAGGUAUGAGAGAAAGACGAAAAGAGCACAAAUGACUUUAAACAACCCUGAGCUUGCAGCAAGAAGAAAGUUGAAGAAGCAUGUCAAGGUCAGGGAAAAGCGUAAGUCUAAUAAAGACGAGAACGGGUACUAUAAACCUAAAAGAAGCCGGUUCUGA